CUGGGGCGCGGGGAGUGGGGCUCCCUUCCCGUUUAGGCUACAAAUAUUUGCAGCCUCCAGGCCUGACCUGGUGGCGGGCCCCUGUCCCGCCUGGGUCCCCGCUGCCGUUCCUUGAAACCCGGCCGGGCCUUCCCGGGGGUCCUCUGGGGCUGGCGUCGUCGCCCCUCCAGGAAGCGAGACAUCUACGCCUGGAAGAGCGCUGGGGCCGCGCCCUUGCCACCAGCAUUCGAUUUUAAACCGGCUUUUAGACAUUUAGGGAUUUGUCCUCCUAUCAUUUCCCCUAGUGCCCUCUUUUCACGACUCCCAGUGCCUCUUUCCGCACACCUCUCUAUCCACGGCCCGGUGAGCGCGGGCUCAUUCCGGACGGUUUGGAGAGAAGCCAUCAGCCCCGAGGGGAAGUGGAGUUUUCAUCCGGAAGGGCCGAUGGGAGGAAACCCGGAGGGUCAAUUCCGUGGGAGACGUGGGCUUUAGAUCCUCCACUCAAGAAAUAUACAAAGAAACAAAUUGGAGUCUGAGACUUUAGGCCCAGAUAAAUUGGACACUGCAGGAAGGGGGCAAUGGCUGUUGCCCUGGGUUGUGCAAUCCAGGCCUCCUUGAAUCAGGGCUCAGUGUUUCAAGAGUAUGAUACUGACUCUGAAGUCUUCCGUCAGCGCUUUAGGCAGUUCCAGUACAAAGAAGCAGCCGGGCCUCAUGAAGCUUUCAACAAACUUUGGGAGCUUUGCUGUCAAUGGCUGAAGCCAAAGCUGCGUUCUAAGGAGCAAAUCCUGGAGCUUCUAGUGUUGGAGCAAUUCCUAACAAUUUUGCCCACAGAGAUAGAGACCUGGGUGAGGGAACAUUGCCCAGAUAAUAGAGAAAGAGUUGUGUCACUGAUAGAAGACUUACAGAGAGAACUUGAGAUACCAGAGCCACAGAUUGAUAGGCAGGAAAUACUCUUGGAAGACCUCGCAGCAGUUGGAAUGGCAGACAUACCACCAAACAUCCACGUGGAAGUACCCGCACUCCAAGCAAUGGGACCUGUCCCCGAGGCCCCAGUCGCAGAUGCGUGGAUCCCACAGGAGCUGAGCUACGGUGCUGCUGGGGAAGGCCAGUCCUUUCUGGACCCUGGAUACUCAAUCCCAAAGCUUGAUGUGAGCUUUCCAUUGGAGCAAAGAGAAGAAGCAUGGGUGAAGGAGCUACAAGAUUCCAAAGAAAUUAAACAAUUACUUGAAUCCAAGAUAGGUUUUGAGAUCGGGAUAGAAAAUGAAGAAGAUACUUCAAAGCAGAAAAAACUGGAAAAUAUGUACCCAUUUCUUGUUACUUUAGAGGAGAAUGCUAACCAUGGUCCCGUUUUGCAAAAAGACUAUGUACAGUUAGAAAAUCAAUGGGAAAAACCCCCAGAGGAUUUACAGACAGAUUUGACAAAACUUGUAGAUCAUCAGAAUCCCUCUAUAGGAGAGAAACCUGAGAGCUCUAGCUUGGAAGAACCUCUCAACCCUAGAACCCAUAAGAAAAAGAGUCCAGGAGACAAACCUCACAGAUGUUCUCAGUGUGGAAAAUGUUUUGCCCGGAAAUCACAACUUACAGGGCACCAGAGAAUUCAUUCAGGAGAAGAACCUCAUAAAUGCCCUGAAUGUGGAAAAAGAUUCCUUCGUAGUUCAGACCUUUAUAGACACCAACGACUUCAUACAGGGGAGAGACCCUAUGAAUGUACUGUGUGUAAAAAGCGAUUCACUCGGCGCUCACACCUUAUAGGGCACCAGAGAACCCAUUCUGAAGAAGAGACUUAUAAAUGCCUUGAGUGUGGGAAAAGCUUUUGUCAUGGAUCAAGUCUUAAAAGACAUCUGAAAACUCAUUCGGGUGAAAAACCUCAUAGAUGUCACAAUUGUGGGAAAAGUUUUAGUAGACUGACAGCUCUUACUUUGCACCAGAGAACUCACACAGAAGAGAGACCUUUUAAAUGUAAUUAUUGUGGGAAAAGCUUUAGACAGAGACCAAGCCUUGUUAUUCAUUUAAGAAUUCAUACAGGGGAGAAGCCAUACAAAUGUAGUCAUUGUUCUAAAAGUUUCAGACAGAGAGCAGGCCUUAUUAUGCACCAAGUCACUCACUUUAGAGGACUUCUUUAAGAAUUAUUAAAGGAAACAGGUCAUGCAGAAAUUGGCACAAACUCAAAAAAAUCUUAACUUGAAGCAGUCUGUUUGUCUUGGAAGAAUCUUUUUUGUUUGAGCUUAUAGGAACAGAUUUUCUUUUUUCUUUUUUCUUUUUUUUUACUAUUAAAAACCUAUCUUCCAAGGCAUGUGAAUUCUAGAGUAUCUACCUAUUCUUGCAACUCUUACGACUUUACUAGAUUUGAUGUAUUCUAUCUUUACAACUCUUACUUUUUAAUGAAAAUGAAAAUGUUUGUGUCCCAAGCCAACCGUAUCAUAGAUGAAAGCAUAAAACAUAUAGGGUAGGGUCAAUAUAAUGGAUAACCAUGUCUAUCUGGUAUAUUAUAGCAGCACCAUAAUUAUUCUGCUGUCAUUAUUAAAGGUGGUUAUAUUAGUUUAAAGCUUUAUUUGUGUUCCAAGUGGCAAGAAAGGAGACAGUGUAUUUUGUUCAAAGAAUAAAAAUGUGUCAGGAACAUAUGGAUAAAGAGGAUUUCAUUUGCCUCAUAAGAACUGGGUUAUUUCCAUUGAAAAUAUUUAUGUUUAAGAAAUUAAGAUUUUAAUCUCUUUGAAUUUUGCAAAAUUUGCUAAUCUGCUUAUUUGGCUGUUUGUUAGAGCUGUUAAUUUAAUGGUUUAUUUUGUUCCCUGAAU
Messenger RNA from Myotis brandtii (Brandt's bat), 2771 nucleotides. RefSeq names its product zinc finger protein 449 (gene ZNF449). The transcript is spliced from 5 exons. Lineage: Eukaryota; Metazoa; Chordata; Mammalia; Chiroptera; Vespertilionidae. The record is from RefSeq and is a predicted model, not a curated record. Gene Ontology annotation, molecular function: DNA-binding transcription factor activity, RNA polymerase II-specific; RNA polymerase II cis-regulatory region sequence-specific DNA binding. Bases 558 to 2102 code for a protein of 514 amino acids. Gene Ontology annotation, biological process: regulation of transcription by RNA polymerase II.